UAUCUCCAUCUAAGCCCUGCGCUAUAAUUGAAAUGGCGCAUUUGGCUGCAGGCAGGUUGUGAGGGCGCUUUCUGCAGCAGCAUGCAUGCAUGUCCAUGGACGUCAUUUGAUUUUAAUGGCCUGCAGGAAAUUUGGCGUUACAACUCCAGACAUUAAGACAGAAGAGGGAGAGAGAAGGAAGGAGUGAAUGGGGGGAGAGAAGGGACACUGAAAGAUUUAUAUUUUUUUUUUUCCAAGGAUAUCUCUUCGUUUUUACAUUUUUAACCUGAGACUUUAUCAACAAGUUACACGCUGCCCGGGUGAAGGACCAUGGCCGCUUGCUUGGUUUUAAACUUUCCAUUCAGGCUGGAGAUGGAGAUGCGUUGCUGUUAGCUGGACUGCCUGCGGACCUGUCUCAUCAGACGAAAUGACAAUGACUAAAAUCUGCUAAAUCUGAAUCUGACACUUCCCUGUUUGGAUUCAUCCCCCCCUCUAAAUCACAACUUCACCCCGCUCCACUUUUUUUGCCGUCAACAAAAAAAAAGAGAGAGAAGUUUUUGCUAUCUGUGAAGUCAUAAUUUGAGGAAUAGUGGGGUAUCACGUUUUCUUCCUUGAGAAAAUUGCCCAGGCGAGAGAGUGGAGUUGAGCUAAUUGUAGCCUAAUCCCUGGCCCAGAGGCGCUCGGGCAGCCCGGAGCGAGAAUUUUCUUUUUUAGCUCCGCUCUGUUAUUUAGAGACGGAUUAUUGGCUUUCUUUCCUCUCAUAACAAACCACAGGGGCAGUUUUCAUUUAGGCAAAAAGAGAAGGGAAAAAAAAGGCAGAAAACAGACAGGGGAAACAACGGUUGCGGGAUUCCAACAAGAGCGCACAUUUUUUUUUUUACGCGUAUCCGAACAAGAGCGUUGAAGGGGGGAAGGAGAUCAUCUCAUCUAUGUUCAAGGAGGGAAGAAGCAUGUCACGGCUGUCUCUGACCCGGUCCCCGGUCUCUCCCCUGGCCGCUCAGGGGAUCCCUCUGCCGGCUCAGCUGACCAAGGCGAACGCCCCCGUGCACAUUGACGUCGGAGGACACAUGUACACCAGCAGCUUGGCGACCCUCACCAAGUACCCAGACUCUAGAAUCAGUCGCCUGUUCAACGGCACCGAGCCCAUCGUGCUGGACAGCUUGAAGCAGCACUACUUCAUAGAUCGGGACGGCGAGAUAUUCCGCUACAUCCUCAGCUUCCUGAGGACCAGCAAACUGCUCCUUCCAGAGGAUUUCAAGGACUUCCACCUGCUGUACGAGGAGGCCCGUUAUUACCAGCUGACGCCCAUGAUCAAGGAGCUGGAGCGCUGGAAGCAGGAGCGCGAACAGCGGCGGAUGGCACAGCCCUGCGACUGCCUGGUGGUCCGGGUCACACCCGACCUCGGCGAGAGGAUCGCCCUGAGCGGGGAGAAGGUCCUCAUAGAGGAGAUCUUCCCUGAGACUGGGGACGUUAUGUGUAACUCUGUCAACGCUGGCUGGAACCAGGACCCAACACACGUCAUCCGCUUUCCCCUCAACGGGUACUGCCGGCUCAACUCCGUCCAGGUUCUGGAGCGUCUUUUCCAGAAGGGCUUCAGCGUGGCGGCAUCAUGCGGAGGCGGAGUGGACUCUUCCCAGUUCAGCGAGUACGUGCUGUGUCGCGAGGACCGGCGGAGUCUGUCAAUCAACACCCCUAUCAGGAUAAAACAGGAACCCCUGGACUAGAGAUCUUUUGGGGGAAAGAAGGACUGUCUCCUCCUCCUCCUCCUCCAUCUUUUCACACCUCCAUCUCACCUCCACCUUGCCCCUCUCUGCCCCCCAGCUGGACCGCAGCCUCCCCUCCAAGAACAUACCUAAGUAUUACCAGAGGCGUGUAACCUCACCAGCUCUGCUGAACUCCAACGGGGGAAUGUAGGACCAAACAGAGGAGGAAAGCGUCAGCAACAAAAAGUUUUUACGUUAUGUUCGAAAAAUGCCCAAAGAAUCUGUGGGACCGCUGGGUGCUUCAGCACCUUACAGCUCUCCGUUUUUAGGACAAAUAUUACAGACUAGUUUUCCCACAAUUUACUUAAGAACAACAAUGUACAGCCGUCUGCUUCACCUCCGUCAUCAAGUCUCGUUUCUGUGGGGGCAGGGUCCUCUCUGACUGGCCCGCUGUGGUCCAGGAACGCUUUGGCAGACAGGACGUUUUUAAGGAUGAGAAGAUAAAGGACAUCUGAUCAUUUCGUGAGGCCCCGAACCCCCGUGACCCCGUGAAACCUCAGCGGACUCAGCAUCGUUUGUUAAACUGUUUCUAUGUUUUUCCUCGCUCGCUUUUGCUGUUUUUAUCACGACAUGAUGUAAACAAUUAUUAUUAAUAGGAUUAUUUUUAAUGUCCCCUCCCCCCCCCCCCUUCCUAUCUCCGUAAUGAAGGAUGUACGAACAUUGUAUUCAUUAGGCUUCAAGAGCUUGCAAGGGAGCGUUUCUUGGCAAUGGCUGCAGCAACUAAGAUGUCUGCAGGCUAUGUGGCAAAAGCAAUCUGACUGGCAAUGAAAUCGGAGCCAGAAAAAGUCCCAUUGUUCAAACAGGAAUGGAAGAAAACCUCAACGUUUCCACAUUGUUUAUAUUCAAAUGUGUCGCACACAUAAAAAAGGAAAGCAGCUGUAGAAUUUCUGCUUGUUUGCUCCAAAACAUACAGUGCCAUGAAAAAAGUCUUUACCCCCCCUGUUUUAGAUAAUGAAUUAAGCUCCCAUGUCAGACCAAAGUUAAUGCUAAACACAGUUCUCAAAUGAUGAUUUCAUGUAUUAGGAGGGGAAAAAGCUAUCCAAAACAACUGUGAGUUAUCACAUGUGCGGUUCUGUUUCACUAGCUGCAACCAGGCCAGAUUACUGCCAGAUCUUUAGAAUCAAGAGAAGCUGUCUCACAAGAUGAGGUAGGCUAAAAGAGCUUAUAAAAGCAACAUGUCAUGCCCCAAUUUAACGAAAUCCAAGAACAGAUGAGAGUCAAAGUCAUUCACAUCUCUCAUGCUCGAAAGGAUUGCAAAGCUAUUUCUAAGGUUUUGGGACUCCAGGGAACCACAGUGAGAGUCAUUAUCCAGAAACAAAGAAAACAUGGACCUUAGAGGAGUGGUUGGGCUUGAAAAUUUUACUCCAAAAACCAAUCAGAAACUCAUCCAGGAGUUCACAAAAGAUCCAGAACUACAUCUAAAGCAACGUGGGUGUCAGUUAAAGGGCCUUUAUAUUAAAACAUAAAGGCCCAUCUUACAUUUGACAAGAAACAUCUUGAUUCGCAAGACUGUUCUGUGGAUUCAUGAGGCGAAAAGUGCAGCUUUUUGACGGAACGUUUUACCUACAGUCAAACAUGUAGGGUGGUGGGAUGGGCGGGGGACUGCUUUGCUUCUUCAGGAUCUGAACAGUUUCUCGAAGUUGACAGAUUCAUAAUUUCUGCUUUUGAAGGAGAGUGCUUGUAACAUUAAGCUAAUGUGCACUCAUGUUUUGCAGCAGAACAAUGAUCCAAACCUCAAAUACAAGUCCCCCAUCUGUAUGGCUCAAUAAAGAAGAAGGCAUUGGGAGUGGCCUAGUCAAAGUCUGGACUAAGAUGUGUUAACGGAGCCUUUAACAGACUCCAAUGUCGUUGAAUUAAAAAUAAUUCUGCAAUGAAGAGUGAAGAGACUAAGAAAGGCAUCACCACUAAAUAAAUUUAGGGGUAAUUAUUUACUCACAGCAUACCAAGUUGUUUUAGGCAGAUGUUUCCCCAUGAUGAAUGAAAUCAUCAUCUUAAAAACUGCUUUUUGACUUUGCUGAUCUGAAAUAGACAAAAAAAAGUAAAAAAUGAAGAAACCUGUAAGGGGGGGUGGUACUUUUUCCCAGCACUACAUCUCUGACUGGAGAGGAUCUCUUGUUAAGAGCAAGUUUUUGAUCUUUUAUGUUUAAAACCCAGGAAAAGUAAAGUGGUUGAGUUCGAAUGUGAAACACUUGUGGAGCUGCGAGAGCUUGACGUUUACCAGUGCGUCUCGUGGUCGGCGGGAGAUGUACUUUAAAUGCUUGAUGUUUGUUUGCACUUGAACAUUUUUUAACCACAGAGCUGCCCUGCCCCACUCCUUCGGAGGAUUCGGUCGAGCCCGGCGAGCAGCGCCGAGUCAAGCUGUUUCACGUUUUCAGCCGACGGUGGGAUUAAAGUGCUGUAAAAACACGGAGAGCAAUUAGGCAUCCGACAGAACAAACUGUGUGCCGGGUUUGGUUGAUUGUACGAGCGUAAAACAUGUUCGUUGAGCCACGUUGCAUUAUUCAAAACCGUAUGAAGGAUGCAAACUUUUGAUCCUCCAAGUCCUGACAGUUCUGUGGAGAAGUCUCUGAAUAUUGUCACUUCUGAGUCCAGAUUACUUCAGAGGUUGUUCCCACGUUGCAUAUGGCAGAACCUGAAGUUCAACAGCACUCCCAGCAUCAGCGUGCUCACAAAGAGGCGAGUGGGCGGCAUUUUUUUACUCGGUCCUGCUCUGCUUCUUUCGCUCUUAUUCUCAGCGUGUCUUCCAUCAAAGACUGAAGCAAGAAAGUUUUCGCGCUUUUUUUUUUUUUAUUUGUGUAUAGCUUAACCAUGCUGUUUCUUCCACUCCAAAAGCCUGAGCUUAAAACAAACAAACAAAAAAAAAAGGAGCUUACUCUGAUCUUCAUCUGUGCUGGCAGUUACUUGACUUAAACUGGGCUUGUUUUUUUUUUCUUUUUGUUUUUUUAGUUUAAUAAACUUGGGCUCUGCUGUCCGAACGCGGACAGGGAGUCAAUGAAGUUUCUUACAAAACAGACCUUCUUUGCUCUGGUUUUUGCCUUUUGGAUCCAGACGCCUCAAAGGGAAUGGUCAACCAUGGCGUUUCUUUUUUUUUUUUUUUGGCUCUUUUUUUAAUGUGAACAUGCUUGCCGGGCCCCCCCUCCUGCUUCCCUGUUCGCAAAAAAAAAAAAAAAACGCCCUCCUACGCCGGACCACGCCGCAGCAAGCCAAACAAACUGAUGAGUCAAAACACAAACAGGCUCACAGCACGCCACGCAACUGCACUCUGCAGCUGACCUCAGCGUCCUUUGCUUGCUUCGCGGCUGAAGGUAAAAAAAAAAACGGAUUUGGGCUCCAGCGAUGUAAGACUUAAGGCAACCCUUAUUGCCUUUUAGGGGCUAGAAGAUCCUAAUAACCUUUAGACGUCUCGGCAGACACAGAACAACUCGACAGGACUGGAAAUUUAUGUAACAUCACUCUAGUCGGCGCUUUUUCAGACGAAGCACUAGCCCGCGCUCACUCGGCGGGCCCACUUGGCUUUUCACCCCUCCUCCGAGGCGGCUCAGUUUGUACAGUCACUGUGUAUUGAAUUGUCAGGACUCGUAGGCUUUAUGGGACCGUCGUGUUUCCGAGAGAUCUCAAAUCCGCUUCACACUAAAUAAGUAAAAGAAAAUUCAGAACCUUACAUUGUGUACAUAUGGACUGAAAAAAAAAAAAAACAUUUCAAAGCGUAUAAUAAGGUGAAAAUGUAUAUUAUUUAAAGUGUUUAAAACAAUUAGACUGUGGUAUUAAAGGGCAUGUGUUUAUUUACAGUCUCCGUUUGACUUUUCUUGCAUAUUUGCGAUAAUAAAAGGAUGUACUGUAUAAACGAA
Molecule: messenger RNA, 5590 nt
Organism: Fundulus heteroclitus (mummichog)
Lineage: Eukaryota; Metazoa; Chordata; Actinopteri; Cyprinodontiformes; Fundulidae
Product: BTB/POZ domain-containing protein kctd15
Exons: 5
Coding region: 909-1703 (264 amino acids)
Biological process (GO): protein homooligomerization
Molecular function (GO): protein binding
Source: RefSeq, a predicted model, not a curated record